Aureococcus anophagefferens is the source of this 2013-nucleotide messenger RNA. RefSeq lists its product as hypothetical. Gene Ontology annotation, molecular function: acid phosphatase activity; nucleic acid binding. The coding region runs from base 1 to 2013 and encodes 670 amino acids. The record is from RefSeq and is a predicted model, not a curated record. The transcript is spliced from 2 exons. Lineage: Eukaryota; Pelagophyceae; Pelagomonadales; Pelagomonadaceae.
AUGCUCACUCAGCCUUCAGCCCUCGCGAUGCUGCUGUGCGCGACCUCUGCGACAGCUUUUGUCGCGCGGUCGCUGCGUCCAGCGCUGCGCACGCCGUCAUCGCUGGCCGACGCGCGCCUCGUGUCGAGCGCAUCGUCCGAGGAGGACGCGCCGACGCCCUCCUCGGCGACGGCGACCACGCUGCCCAAGCUGCUCGUCUUCGACCUCGACCACACGCUCUGGACGCCCGAGCUCUACACGCUGCGCCGCCUGCCCGGCUACCAGACGGCGGCGGCGCCGGGCCCCGUCGCGGACGCGGACGUGUCGCUCUUCCCCGGCGCCGCCGCCGUGCUCGAGGCCGUCGCGACGGAGCCGCGCUGGCGGAAUACAAAAUGCGCCUGCGCGAGCCGGACGAACAAGGGCCCCUGGGCGAGGAGCCUGCUGUCGCAGUUCGAGGCGGGCGGGAAAUCGCUCGACGAGCUCAUGGCCUACCAGGAGAUCUACACGGGCGGCAAGGCGCGCCACUUCGAGGCGCUCCGGGACAAGAGCGGCGUCGCCUACGAGGACAUGCUCUUCUUCGACGACGCGCGCGACGGCAAGUACGGCAACUGCGAGGCCGUCGCGCGCCUCGGCGUCAUGUCCGUGCACACGCCCGGCGGCCUCGACGCGGCGCUCUUCGACCACGCGCUCGCCGCGUACGCGGAGCGGCGCGACGCGGGACGCGACGUCGGCGUCAUCGUCGACCGCCCCGCGGGAGCGGGCGGCGCGGCGGCGACGAUCAAGAGCUGGCGGCCGGAGAAGGGCUUCGGGUUCUGUACAGUGCCCGGCGAGGCCAAGGACGUCUUCUUCCACCGGUCGUCCGUCUCCGGCAGCGUCGACGCGCUCCGCGCGGGCGCCGAGGUCACCGUGACCGUGGGCCGCGACGGCCGGGGACGCAAGCAGUGCGACAGCGUCGCGCUCGCGGGCGCCGAGGACGCGGACGUCGUGCGCGUCCCCUGCUUCAGCAUGAACAUGCCCUUCGCGGGCCUCGUGGCCCACGGCUACAAGACGCUGGAGACGCGGAACCACACCAUGUUCGUGCCGUUGGAGGGCCAGACCGUGGCGCUGCACGUGGGCCGGCGGACCUACCCCGACGGCGGCGCGCACCGCGACAUCAUGGCGCGCGACGGCCUCUCCGAGGCGGACAUCGACCGCCUGACGACGCUGCCGGACGGCGCGGCGCGCGGCACCAUCGUCGCGCUCGUCGACGUCGGCGAGACGGUCCUCGUCGACGACGUCGCGGAGCGCAGCCUGCUCGCCGUCGAGACGGGCGCGGUCGCGACGGGCGCGGCCAUGGGCCGGUACCUGACGACGAUGAAGAACGCGCGGUUCCUCGACGCGCCCGUGCCGACGCGCGGCCGGCCGGGCUUCUUCGACGCGGCCAUCCCCCGGGCGCUCGCCGAGAAGUACGGCGCGCUUGUGUGGAGCAUGGACGUCGGCGGGGCGGCGCCGUGCCUCUUCCUGGUGAUCGGAUUCAUCUUCAUGGUCACGCCCCCCUACAACUGGCACGAGACUUUGCUGACCAACGCGUGCACGGCGGAGGUGCCCCUCGACCAGGAGAAUGUGAAGCCCUUGUUCGGCAUGCUGACACACGCGGCCUUCUUCAUCGGCGAGCUCAACUGGGGCAUGGCGUCGGUCCACCUCAUGAAUUGGCUCGGCUUCGAGCCGGCGCUCGCCGCCGCGCCCGUCGUCGUGCUCAUCAGUUCGGGCAUCGUCAAGAUCAAGCUCGGGAAGGGCGGGCCGACGGGGCUCCCGAUCCACGGGCCGCCCGCGCCCGUGCCGCAGCUCGCGAUCCUGCUGGGCCUCGUCGUGUUCUCGAACGCGGUCCACGCGUGCGCCACCGGCGGCGUGAAGCGCGCGCCGGGCCCCACCGACCUCGCCGAGUACGCCGCGGGCUGCGCGGCCAUCUUCGGCGUGCCGCACCUGCUCUCGCAGUACCACCUCGCGACGUCGCCCUGGACGGGCGCGCCCAUCUCGCGCGGGAAGGCGGCCUAA